AUGAGCGAGCAUUUGGAUUAUAAUGAUGCCAAUAAUGGCAGUAUCAGCGAUAGCAACAGUGAUAAUGACAGGGAUAACAAUGACGAUAAUAUUAGAUGCUUUAUAUGUCUGUGUAACAAAGGAGAAAGAGCACCUUACUGCUCAAAACGGGAAUCUGAUGAUUUUAUCAAGCCAUGCAAAUGUUCUUUCGUGGCACAUAGAAAGUGUUUUCUAUCAUGGGUAUCCAGUAUUACCAUUCCCAAAGUUAUAGGCCCGGAUCCAGAUAGAUCAAGUUUUGGUAUCCCCAUACCAUUUGCAAGAAGCACAAAUCCCCAGGCGCUGACAUUUCAUUGCAGUAUAUUCGAAUUACUGACUGGAACCUUCUCUCUUUCUUCUGAUAAAAUGUGUGUCUUAGUUGACUGCCCACAAUGCAGAAGAAGGAUUUGCCUUUCUACAAAAAAUAACUGGUUACUCAAUAUUCGGCGGUUUUGCGAACAAGUUAUCGACAGCCUUGGUUCUGCUGCACUUUUAUCUGGGACAAUAUCUACAGCAUGCUUAUCUAUUAUUGCAUCUGCAAUGUUUACCCUGGGAUCCUUGGGACAAGACACUCUCAAUGUACUUGCAAAACCAAGUGUUCAGUUAGGAAUAUAUGGAGUACGAAGAUUCCCGUCACUGAGUAUUUCUGAUGCUCUUGAUAAUGAUUUAAUCUCAUCGCAGAGGUAUGCUUCUAUUACUUGUGGCAUACCUCUCUACACAUUAUAUUUAACAUCAUCAUUUCCAUUUGGUUACCAGGCCGAUUUCCUCUUUUCAGUAUUGGCAUACUCUUUAUUUAGUGAUCCAGAUGGUGUUCCUGAUACCGUUCCCCGGCGUAUUAUGAGAAACUUAACUAUUGCAAGAGCGUUGGCGAAGGCAGUCUAUAAUAUUUCCUUGAACAAAAUAUAUUAUUACUGGCACAAAACGAUUCAGCCAUGCUUUUUCACUGAUAAGCUUUCACAAGAAGAUCUUAUACGCAUAGAGGAAGAUAUUGAAGAGGAUAAUGAGCAAACAAGCAGGGAUGAGGUUGCAGCAACAAAGGAUAGCAGAUAUCCAUUUUUAUUUAGAAUUUUGAGGAAAACGUUUAGAUACUUCACGAAAUCCCUAAAAACGUGGUGGAGAGAAUUGUUUAUAUGUUCCAAGGUUGAUUUUUCCGUCAUGUUUGGCUCCUCCUCUAUGUACAGGAAAGUGUUGGUAUCUUUGUGCCUCCCCCGUGUCGGAAAGUACAUUUCGGACAAUCUAUUAGUUAGUAUUCCUGGGAUGAAUACAUUUUUAAACAGAUUCACCGAUACUCCGGAUGAGAAUCUGUUCUUAAGGAAUAUCCUUGGUUGUGCUACCGCUAGUCUUAUAAGUACUGUGUUGUCUUUUGCUUUGAACUACUUUAGAUAUCGACAGUUACGCCACAUUGAUGUUGAUGACUCUUCUACAGACUACCUAAAAUAUGUUAAUAAGGUAUACGGUGAAGACGGAACUCAGCAAUGA
This is a messenger RNA of Brettanomyces bruxellensis, 1494 nucleotides long. RefSeq lists its product as uncharacterized. The record is from RefSeq and is a predicted model, not a curated record. The coding region runs from base 1 to 1494 and encodes 497 amino acids. The transcript has a single exon. Lineage: Eukaryota; Fungi; Ascomycota; Pichiomycetes; Pichiales; Pichiaceae.